Lepus europaeus (European hare) is the source of this 444-nucleotide messenger RNA. RefSeq names its product hemoglobin subunit epsilon 1 (gene HBE1). Gene Ontology annotation, cellular component: hemoglobin complex; haptoglobin-hemoglobin complex; blood microparticle. The transcript has 3 exons. The record is from RefSeq and is a predicted model, not a curated record. The coding region runs from base 1 to 444 and encodes 147 amino acids. Gene Ontology annotation, molecular function: heme binding; oxygen carrier activity; haptoglobin binding. Gene Ontology annotation, biological process: hydrogen peroxide catabolic process; oxygen transport. Lineage: Eukaryota; Metazoa; Chordata; Mammalia; Lagomorpha; Leporidae.
AUGGUGCAUUUUACUCCUGAGGAAAAGUGCAUUAUCAGUAAGCAGUGGGGCCAGGUGAACAUCGAUGAGACUGGAGGUGAAGCUUUGGGCAGGCUCCUCGUUGUCUACCCCUGGACCCAAAGAUUCUUUGACAGCUUUGGCAACUUGUCCUCUUCCUCUGCCAUCAUGGGAAACCCCAAGGUCAAGGCACAUGGCAAGAAGGUGCUGACCUCCUUCGGAGACGCCAUCAAGAACAUGGACAACCUUAAGGGCGCCUUUGCUAAGCUGAGUGAGCUGCACUGUGACAAACUGCAUGUGGAUCCUGAGAACUUCAGACUCCUGGGAAACGUGCUGGUGAUCGUUCUGGCCACUCAUUUUGGCAAAGAAUUCACUCCGGAAGUGCAGGCUGCUUGGCAGAAGCUCGUGUCUGGUGUCGCCAUUGCUCUGGCCCACAAGUAUCACUGA